Messenger RNA from Didymodactylos carnosus, 441 nucleotides. NCBI's taxonomy places the organism in Eukaryota, Metazoa, Rotifera, Eurotatoria, Philodinida, Philodinidae. The record is from the annotation of a GenBank genome assembly.
AUGUUUGUUCCAUCGAUACAAUUCAUUGCGCAACUAAAUAUUGUCGACGAUAGAAUUUUACCAACUGGAGCUUAUUGUAGAAACCUUAAAUUUGCUGAUAUUCCUAAGCAGCAUCCAAAAUCAAAUCAUCCCUAUUCACCGGAUAUAGCGCCUAGCGAAAAUCUUGAAGCGUUCAAAUACUGGAUACAAUUUGCUGAUUUCUAUCAACUUCCAUACAUUCAAACAUUUGAUUCAUGGGACGAUUUAAUUGUGAAAUUAGCCCAAACUAAUUUUCAGUCAGUACACGACCAAAUGAUGACAGAAAACUUGAGACGACGAACGUAUCUUAUUAAAGAAUGGUUGAAAAUUAUCGACCAGAUUGAGCCAAAUAGAACCGUUCCUCAGAAUUAUAAACAGGCAAUUAAAAUUUUGUGGGAAACAGAACAAUUACAAUCAACUUGA